AUGCACCUCGUCCAGUCUUUAGAGUCCGGUGUAAUUAAAUAUUCCCUAUCCCAAAUGGACAACCCUACGGUCGAGAUGCCAUCGCCAAUCAUGCCGGCGAUAAUGCCUCUCCAGACCGCAGGUAAGUUUAACGUAGGGACAGAGGACUUUGCUGACCCGAGGCAUAGAGAGCUUUGCGCUCGAGCUAUACUCUUAGCGAGACGAUCCCGAGGCUAUUCAACGAACACCGAUUUAUUACGGAAUGGUGGCGUAGUUAACCUGGAAUCCUUCGUUUCUAAUCCAGAGAACUUUGACUAG
Molecule: messenger RNA, 297 nt
Organism: Coccidioides immitis RS
Lineage: Eukaryota; Fungi; Ascomycota; Eurotiomycetes; Onygenales; Onygenaceae
Exons: 1
Coding region: 1-297 (98 amino acids)
Source: RefSeq, a predicted model, not a curated record